AUGUUGAUAGACGAAAGAGAGUACCCUGUGGCAUCCAUAUUCAAUUCGAUUGCUAAGAGGUUUGGAGAGUUGUUCAAAGAAAGGCAUACAUAUGUCCUCAAAUCUAAGGAUAAUAAAAUGGUGUCGGCUGCCGAAAAGAUUGCAAGAGAAAAAAUGAUCGAGGGCGACUUCUUGUAUGUGGAGAACAUAACCGGGAACGACAACCAAUUCCCCAUGUUUGGCGCAGGUUCUACUGCCAAAGUGAACCUUCUAGAAAAAACAUGUUCUUGCAGGAAAUAUGACUUGGUCAAGAUAUCGUGCACUCACUCGAUGGCUACUUUGCAAUCGAAACAUGGCAAUGAGUAUGGUAUGAGCAUCUAUGAGUACUCUUCGCCUUUGUAUAAAGCUGAAGCAUACCUCCUUGCAUAUUUUGAACCUAUUAAUGUUGUCCCUCUUGAGUCAGAAUGGUGUGUGCCACAGGAAUUACUAAGCGUCAAGAUUCUUCCACCACUUGUCUAUACCAAGCUAGGAAGGAAGAAAAGAAACGUGUCAAGGGGGUUGAUGAGAACUUCAAGAGCAAGAGAAGGAACAAAUGUUCAAUGUGCAAGAGACCCAGACACAAAAAAACCACGUGUAUGA
Molecule: messenger RNA, 618 nt
Organism: Solanum dulcamara
Lineage: Eukaryota; Viridiplantae; Streptophyta; Magnoliopsida; Solanales; Solanaceae
Exons: 1
Coding region: 1-618 (205 amino acids)
Molecular function (GO): zinc ion binding
Source: RefSeq, a predicted model, not a curated record